This is a messenger RNA of Suillus fuscotomentosus, 1749 nucleotides long. RefSeq names its product FAD-linked oxidoreductase-like protein. The record is from RefSeq and is a predicted model, not a curated record. Bases 1 to 1749 code for a protein of 582 amino acids. Gene Ontology annotation, molecular function: FAD binding; proline dehydrogenase activity. Gene Ontology annotation, cellular component: mitochondrion. Lineage: Eukaryota; Fungi; Basidiomycota; Agaricomycetes; Boletales; Suillaceae. The transcript is spliced from 7 exons.
AUGAACUUGAUCACUCGUAGUGGUGCAUUGCGUCUCUUUGUUCGCGCUCGAACUUUCUCCACUGCUCCACCUCCACGUCUCAGACGACUGGGACGCGUGCUAGUGCUUUCCAGCGCAUUGACUACCUCCGUGCUGGGCUACGUAUUCUACAACGAUGUUUCAAAUAUCGAACCGGCGCCUUUUGACACACGCACACUGUCGGAUCUGUUGCGUGCAUAUAUCGUGUACGGGACAUGCAGCAUCGCUCCCCUCGUUGAUGCGGCACCGACAAUAUUGGACACCUUGUUCAGUAUUCCUGGAGUGAGUAAGAUAGUCGAGAGUUUCGUGCGAGCUACUUUCUUCCAUCAGUUUGUCGGUGCAGACACAGCCAAUGGUGCACUACCACUCCUUACGUCCCUCCGUGCAGAGAACAAAGGUGCUCUCUUUGCUUAUGCCGUUGAAGUCGACCAGAAGGAGGUGACGGGUCAGACGAAUAUGGAAGGGCAGCCCGUACACAAGCGUAUCAUAGAGGAGAUUAUAAGGAGUAUCAACGCCUCUGCCGAUUUCGAGGAUGGAAGGGACGCAUUUCAGGAUGGACACAUAGGGAGGCGGACUUGGGUUUCUGUGAAGCUUACUGCCAUGCUUCCAAAUGCCCAAUCCUUAAUCAACCUGUCAACACACCUCACAAAUACUCGAGCACAGCUUGAACCGCCGGUACUUUUUCCAGGGACUCCUUCACCAUCUGAUCUUUCUAUCUUGCAUUCCUCUGCAUUAACAGGAACACUAACGGAAUCUGACAUCCAUGACCUGAAAGAGCUAUACAGCGACCUUGUGCAGAUUUGUACACGUGCUGAAGAACGUGGAGUAAGAGUGUUCAUUGAUGCAGAGUAUAGUUGGUAUCAACCUGCCAUCGAUGCAUUUGGACACGCAUUGAUGGAACGAUUCAACAAGCUCCCCUCCAAUGGCUUCCUGCGGACAUGGUGGGACAUCUCCUCUUGGACAUCUUCAUCCGCGAGAAAAUCUGUGGAUGACAGAGUGCGGCCUCUCGUGUAUGUGACAUAUCAAACAUAUUUACGACGCAUGCCUGCGCACCUCACGCACUCCCUAGCGCUGGCCCAUGCCAGAGGAUAUGCACUUGGGGUGAAACUUGUCCGGGGAGCUUAUCACCCAUAUGAGGUUGUUGCCCAUCAUCUGGCUCGUUCAGCUGAUUCUGCAGUCGGAUCCCCACGCUCGCUCUCCAUUUCCCCCGACCCUGAGCCCCCUGUUCAACCCUCGAAAAAUGCGACGGACCAGUGCUAUCAUGACUGCGCAACCGUGUUGAUCAAUGUAAUUUCCCAGGACGUCCACCGGUCUGGCCGAUUCGGUGCACCAAGCAUUGGUGUAUUUUUUGCUACGCAUAACUGGACCUCUUGCGAGUCCAUCCUCGAGGAAAUUGUCAAGAAGGGCCUGGGAGUGGUCGAGCGUGUUGGCGUCAAUGAAGUGCAAGAGGACGUAGUGAGGAUACCGCUUGAAGUUGGGGAGAGGAUUGCAUUUGGGCAGCUGUAUGGGAUGUCAGAUGCGCUGACGAAUUACCUCAUCGGGCGGACGCGGUGUGAAAGGCCGUGUGUGAUCAAGUAUGUCCCGUUCGGCGCACUGGUGCAGGUCAUGCCCUACCUUUCACGUCGGGCGAUUGAAAACAAGAGCGUUCUCGGAGCAGGGGGUGCCACAAGAGAGAGAAAGGGGGCUGCGGCUCUCAUUUGGAAGAAGAUGAAAGGAUUGGUUGUGUCAUAG